AGAUAAUUGUUUCUUUUGCUCACAUUUUGCCGGAUUCUUCAAGACCGUUAUCCUGCGUACCAUGUCGUCUCCCUUCCCAAUCCCUCAGCUCACCUAUCCGUCCCCUUCCAAUUCCACUUCUAACCCUGCAACCUUUGCUCCUUCUCCGCUAUCUCAAUUCGUAGCAUCUGCAUUGGCUUCGACCACGCUCGCUCCCGGAUCCAACGGUGGUGGAACAGGUAACACACCCAAUUUAGGGACUAUGGGCAUCUCUCCCAACUUUAGCUUUGGCCUCACACCGUCCAACUUGUCUCAAGGUCCUACUUCCAAUAUUCCGUUUUCCCAACUUGCACUUCUCAAUUCGACCGAGGCCACAAACGCGGCUUUACCUGCAGAGAACGAUGGCACAGGCUUGUUGAGGGGCUUGGAACAGGCGGAUGGGGUUUUGGGAAGGAUGGAAGAGCUGUUGAAGGAGAUCGAUAAUGUUGAGAAGGGUGUGUUCGGGGAUGGUGAGGGAAUCGGUAGAUUGGAGGGGUUGUACCUCGAGUAUACCCAGCUGUUAUUAGGCCUCCUUGGCUCAUCCCAGUCCCAGCUGUUCGGCGCCCUCCCAAUCUUGCCUGCAAAUGAGCAGUUAGAAAAGAAGGAACCUACAGCGCAAGAUUUGGCAGCAUGGGCAGAGGAAAGGGCUUCUCUCGAGUUUUCAAGAAAAGAAGCGUUACGCGCAGGAGGCAAGGCUGUUCUGGACGUUCUAAGAGCUAGUGCUGCUGCAGGAGGGAAAUAAAGUCAGCUAAAGCGCUGAGGAGAAGGAUGGGUGAUCGUAGCUGAAAUCACAUGUUAGGAAGCUGGCGCAUUGCUAUUGUGGCUACCAUCAUCCAGAUGCCCUGUGGGGCGAUAAUCAGGGCGCAAUGGCCAUGGCAGCGUUCCGCUAAUAGAUCUGGCUUGAUGUUGGUCGAUCUUAAUAAUGAAGACAGCUUUUUCUAUUCGACAAAGAUUUAUGCCGGAGGAGACAUAUCGAACUAGUCGAAUUUCUGUAUUUCAUUAGCGUGUUGCAUAUCUGCAUUCAUCACCCUACGUCACGAUUUCUUAAAGAUUGCGAUUCGAGUUCGAAUUGCGUCACUGUCACUCAUGUCCUGCGCCACUUCAACUCCUGGCACCAUCAAUAGUCAUGCCAAUGCAUCGCGACAAUCUAUGUGAAGUGUCAUUACCUAGCAGCAUGAUUAUGCGAACCAGAUUAAUCCCCAAAGUCUCCUCGCGUAUAUACAGCUACAAGUCCGCAAACUAUUCGUCAUUCGUUAAAUUGGUCAUUAUGUACCACAACCCAAAAACUUCUUUCUUCUUCGUUCCAUUCUUCUCCUAUCACACACCUACGUUUCUCCGUGAAAGUCUUGCCAUUGAAAAGGCAUCAGAUUAUGCAAAGCGAACAGCUCUUGCGCGGUCCUCAUUGAUAGGCACUUCUUCCUCCACUUCAAAGUCACCCAUGCCAGACUCGUUGAAUUCAGACACUAUACUAAAAUCAGAAUACUUGCUCCAAACCAACAACAACAAUCAAACUCACUGAUGUCAAGGGCCAUUUUCUUCGCGGCUCGCCGUCUGCUCGUUGUGGUACUGGUUUUGGAGCUAACGCUCGGGAUUGAGUGGAUGCUCUGCGCAUCCGCAGCCUGUUCAGGCGCGUGAAGUGUAGUCGAAGAACCAGCUAGAACUGACACUGGAGCCACAGGAACGGGCGUGGACGCCUGAGCUUCAAGUCUAACCUUCUCAGCUUCCGUCAACAUUUUCUUUUCCUUCUCUUGCGGAGCAGGGAUAGCAAACUUCGGAAUGCUAGGCGGCGCGACUGUUGGUGGCGGAAGCUUGGCAGGGAUAGGUUGGUUGAGUCUGGCGGGUGACAGGGAAGUUUCCGAAGCUUGUCGCAAGUUGGAGCCACGGGUAGGAGGGGUGUACAACCCGAGAUCCAAACGAUCAAGUCGACCACGGAUCUCUUCAGGGAGAAGCAUGGGGGAUUCCUCCUUGGCAGCUUCCUGCUUGUCCUCUUCGACAAUGCUAGCAGGGGCACGGGACGGUGUAGGAGCCUCGGGCAAGCUCUCCUUUCGAGGAGGGCGGCCGAUAGGGGAAGAAACCGAGUUCCUGACUGGUGUACCGGUAUUACCGCUUUGGUAGGACGUGGGUCUGCUCUUGAUGGAGUGGGAAGGGGUGAGACGCUGCAUGUUGAGAGCGAGUGCGAGGUCGUCACCUCGGGCUGAACCAGUGGAAAAUGCUUCCCGAAUGGCGUGGCCGUGACCUUCCUUCUCCGCACUAUCCCAUCGUUUAGCUCACAAACAAAAACGACAUUAGUAGCCACGACCAUGACGUACCGAAUAACAACAGCGAUAGACUUGAUUUGCUGUAUCCACUCUCUCAGUUGCUCCCUAGACAUCUCGUCAGUGACAUGACAACCCACAAAAAAAUUGAAAACUCACGCAUUCCUCAUCUCGACAAUCCAUUCCACGCCCUCACCCUCCCUUUCUUCACCUUUCCCAUAUCCAAAACCAAUACGCAUAACAAACUUCCUCUCCCCAUUAGUUUCUUCCCAGAAACCAGCUGUACUGUCCGCUUUCAACAUCAUUCUUUCCAACUCUACUUGAGGCUGAGGAGGGGAAGGUUUUAUCGGAGAAGUCGACGAUUUGAGGGAUGAUCGAGGAGUCGUGGUGGGGAUGGAAAAGAGAUGCAGAUGAGCAGUCGUUUUAGCGGCAUCCGUUUCCGACUCAGAAGUGAUGACAUGGGCCGCUUCAGGAUUGGGUGAACCGACAGGGGUGUUUCCGCCAAUCUUGAAGCUGGUUAAUAUCAUCUGCUGGCUGAUCCACACGGGUCUUUUUGAAGAAGGCGAGCUGCCGUUUCCAAGCCCGCCAGCAAGGUUCCUGAGUGAACUACUUCUUUCCUUCUCGAUAGAAGAACUGUCUGUGCGUCGGAUGACAGUAGCGGAGAGAAUUUGGAUAUUUUCCAGUGAUGAAGCGGUGGUGGGGAAAGAAGGUAAAAGAAUGGAAGUGAGUGCAGGGCUGAGAAAUGGGGACGGAGCUCUGGAGGACAGAGUUGAUGGGCUGCUAAGUGGGAUAGUUUCCUUAGUCGCCGGAGCUUCGGGGAAUUUUUCGAGGAUCAUUUUGUGGUUGGAAGCAGCAGGUUGACGGUCGGUAUUGGCAUAUGAUGGAGGCUGAGAUGGCGUAACAGAAGAGACGGAAGCGUGUUUAGAAUGCAGUGAUUCCUCCCUCUCUGUCCUCGACUUUGUGCCAGGUGCAUUCGUCGGCGUAAGGUGGUGGUAUACGGAAGACAUUGUAGUGUCUGUCCUUCUCGAUGAAUAGGUUGAUAGUGA
Messenger RNA from Cryptococcus deneoformans JEC21, 3319 nucleotides. RefSeq lists its product as hypothetical. The coding region runs from base 62 to 760 and encodes 232 amino acids. Lineage: Eukaryota; Fungi; Basidiomycota; Tremellomycetes; Tremellales; Cryptococcaceae. The record is from RefSeq and is a predicted model, not a curated record. The transcript has 4 exons.